UCUGUUCCCUCUUCUUGUGAAUUUUUUGUGAAUCAACGUUUACUUUUGCUUUGUGAAACAAAAUUCUUGAAUCGAAAAUGUCUGCUGGUCCUUGUAUUGGUAUUAAUCUUGGAACAACUUAUUCCUGUGUGGUGUUUUUCAACUAAAGAUGAUGGUACAAUUGCUGGUCUUAAUGUUUUGAGAAUCAUUGAUGAACCCACCGCUGCUGCUAUUGCUUACGAUUCGGAUAAGAAAGGUGCUGGUGAGCAAAAUAUCCUAAUCUUUGAUCUUGGUGGUGGUACUUUUGAUUUAUCCUUCUUAACAAUUGAUGAUGAUAUUUUUGAGGUUAAAUCAACCGCCGGUGACACUCAUCUGGGUGUUGAAGUGAGAACUACUUGUGAACAAGCCAAGAGAACUCUCUUUUCCUCAAUCCAAGCAAGUAUCGAGAUUGACUCUGCUCAUGAGGGUAUUGACUUUUAUUCCACAAUCAGUGUUCGAUUUGAUCUUUUCCGAUCAACAUUGGACCCUGUUGUAAAGGCUCUUCGAGAUGGAAGAGCCUAACGCUAAAAUCGCCAAGAUGAUAAGAUCAAGAUGAUACGACGAAAGUUCUUAACAAGGUCGAUGAAGUAAUCAAAUGGCUGGACAGCAAUCAACUUGCCGAAAAGGAAGAAUU
This is a messenger RNA of Panonychus citri (citrus red mite), 652 nucleotides long. RefSeq names its product heat shock 70 kDa protein cognate 4-like. Gene Ontology annotation, cellular component: cytoplasm; plasma membrane; nucleus. Gene Ontology annotation, biological process: vesicle-mediated transport; cellular response to unfolded protein; protein refolding. Gene Ontology annotation, molecular function: ATP binding; heat shock protein binding; ATP hydrolysis activity. Lineage: Eukaryota; Metazoa; Arthropoda; Arachnida; Trombidiformes; Tetranychidae. The record is from RefSeq and is a predicted model, not a curated record.